Micropterus salmoides (largemouth bass) is the source of this 6223-nucleotide messenger RNA. RefSeq names its product beta-2 adrenergic receptor-like. Gene Ontology annotation, cellular component: membrane. Gene Ontology annotation, molecular function: norepinephrine binding; beta2-adrenergic receptor activity. Gene Ontology annotation, biological process: negative regulation of smooth muscle contraction; adenylate cyclase-activating adrenergic receptor signaling pathway; norepinephrine-epinephrine-mediated vasodilation involved in regulation of systemic arterial blood pressure. NCBI's taxonomy places the organism in Eukaryota, Metazoa, Chordata, Actinopteri, Centrarchiformes, Centrarchidae. The record is from RefSeq and is a predicted model, not a curated record. The coding region runs from base 236 to 1711 and encodes 491 amino acids. The transcript has 4 exons.
UUGAGGGCUGAAAGAGUGUGUUUAUACAUGAGUGUGUACUGGAAAGAGAGAGAGCGGGGCAGAGUGUGUGUAUGCGUUUCACACACAAAACCAGAUAUACAUAACUCAGCAGAAGAGGAACAGAGACCAAAAGCUGCUGACAAACACAUUAUAAUGAUACUUUGUAUUUUGUAUUUAAAAGCGUCUGGAUUAUCAAAUCACUGGAUUGUAAAGCAGAGGACGGAGCCUGGAGAUCAUGGAACCUGUGAGUCUGGUCUCAGCACUGGCUAACCAGACAGGGCACAGCAACUCUACCCUGGAGUCUGAUUGGUCAACAAGAUCUUCGGAGUACAGUGAUGCAGAGCUUGUGCUGCUAGGUGUUGCAAUGGCUAUUCUGGUUCUGGCCAUAGUUUUUGGUAACGUGCUGGUGAUUACAGCCAUCCUGCGGUUCCCGCGGCUCCAGACAGUCACCAACCUCUUCAUUGCCUCACUGGCUAUUGCUGACCUUAUCAUGGGUUUGGUUGUGGUCCCCUUUGGUUCCAGCUACAUCAUGCUGGGAGCCUGGCAGUUUGGAAACUUCAUGUGUGAAUUCUGGACAGCAACUGACGUGCUGUGUGUGACGGCUAGUAUCGAAACCCUGUGUGUGAUUGCUCUGGACCGCUACCUCGCCAUCACCUCUCCGCUCCGCUACCCAACACUACUCACCAGAGGCCGGGCCUUUGCGGUGGUCCUUGGGGUUUGGGCAGUGGCCUCCCUCAUCUCCUUCCUGCCCAUCCAUCUGAAAUUGUGGGUGUCAGAUAAUGCGGAGGCUCUUCAGUGCUUGGCCGACGAAUACUGCUGUGAUUUCAACACCAAUGCAGCGUACGCUGUGUCUUCCUCAAUUGUCUCAUUCUACUUGCCACUGGUGGUGAUGAUUUUCCUGUACACCCGCGUCUUCCAGGAGGCUCAGAAACAGCUGGAGAAGAUCAGAGGGAGGGAGAGACACUUCUAUAACUUGCAUUACAUUGCACAGCUGACUGAUCCCGAUGAUAGUCUUGCAAUGAACAAACACAGGGCAGGAACUGAGGCAGGGGAGGACAGACUAAACAUGCAGAAAACAGGAAGAAUAGACACUGGUAAGGAGGAAAGGUUAGGAGAGAGCAAAGCAAGGACAGAAAAAGGAGAAGGAAAAUACUCUGCCACAAAGCGUCUUAAGUUCUGUCUUAAGGAGCACAAGGCUGUGAAAACUCUGGGGAUUAUCAUGGGAACCUUCACAUUGUGUUGGCUUCCCUUCUUCAUCCUCAACAUCCUCAUGACCUUCCUCAACUUGGGCAACAUUAAGCUGCUCUUCAGACUCCUCAACUGGCUAGGGUACUCCAACUCAGCCUUCAACCCACUCAUCUACUGCCGCAGCCCCGACUUCAGGCAUGCCUUUCAGGAGAUACUCUGUUUGAGGGGCAAAGGGGGGAGCUGCAGAGGUAGGAGAGGAUUGGGAUGGUGCAGGGAGAGAGAUUGUUACUCCAAGCCUCCAGGUAGGAUGAAUGGGAACUCAGACCUGCAUGGUGUUAGGGGGCUGGACGUUCAGCAGAGGUCAGGGUGGAAGGGCAGUUUGGCAAUUCGAGACAACUCACUAACUCCUUCAAAGUCUUGCUGUGAGCAGGUUUUAGAAGUAGCUCCUGGUUCCCCAACAAACUGGCAGGCUAACAGUUCUGCUAAUGAGAGCUGCAAGGACAGUCUGGCUUCUAUUGCUUGACCAAUUAGGAUAUUAGACUUUACAUUCUGUGUGCAUAGCUGUGCAGUAAACAGCAGUUUGAUGAAGCUCAAAACAUUUGUUUUUUGUGGAGAUUGACUCCAGGCUGUAGCUUAUAGUGUCGUUAACUAAUAUUCCAUUAGUUGUGUUUUGGUCAAUGUUACUGAGGUUUUACUUGUGAUCACCUCUUUGCUGCUGCAGCUUUCCUAAUAACAAUGUAAAUCACAAAGGCAGCUACAUAAGUAAACCAUGUUCAGCAGUGAGCUUUGAAAGAGGGCCGACUUAAACCUCUAAUUGAAAUUUUAAGGCAUCAUAAUGUCACUUUUUGAGAAAUGAGGAAUGAGGCGGAUUUACAACAACACAAUGCAAAAGUCGCUGCCUCAAAAAUAAUGAUAAUCAAACAACAGACACAGAAAAACCGCUUUAAUAAAAUGAAACCAAACAUUAUGAUCUUCACCAAACUGGUCCUUACAACAGAGCUCAGAUCAUUGGAAGAUGUUUCUGUUAUUCUGUCCACCCCGCUGAUUAUACCAACUGGAUAACAGAAAGGUGAUGUUAUAAUGUACUGUAUAUGAUGCUACUGAGAUACAUGACAAAAAGAAGUUAAUCAUUAAAGGACAUUACUGCUAUUACAUGUGUCACAGUAAGUAAGUGGAACGGUUUUAAUGACUGCUUGAUAAUAAAAUAUUGUACAUGGUCAUGCAUACCAAAAUGAUCCUUUUAUUAAAAGCAGUCAAAAAGUUGCUGUUGUUUAGAAGUGUAGAAAAAUGAGCCAUUGGCCAGAAGGUUGCUGGUUCAAAUUCCUGAAAAUUAUGCACCUCGUCUCCUCACAACUACAGUUAAAGUGCCAUUACUCAAAGAUGUCACAGCGCAAAGUGCUUCACAUCUACUGGACUGGAGGUGCUGUGAAUGUGUAGCUGUUCAAAAAUACUAUUUUACAAUUAGAAAAGUAUGGAUUAUAACUCCUUGUGUAUUCAGAUCAGUUUUCAUGACUGAAAUUCACAUGAGAAAAUCUCCUGCAUUUUCUUAAAGCCUCUGAAAACUAGUUUUUCAAGUAUUUCUCUACAAUAUAAAGUAUUCAUGACCUAAUAAGCAACAGUCAAAGGACUGUGUGGGUGUGCUUUGAUCAUAUUUGAUUGACAGUGAUGGUAAAAGCCCGUCAAAUGUCAUCAGAUUCAUAAUCAAAUGUUGAUACAUUCUCAAUGGUGCAUGAAAGUAUGUGGCAUCACCUUUUUCUAACUAAGCCCCGCCCACUUCAAAACCAAUAAGAAGAGCAGAGAAAAUAUUCACAAAUUCAGAGACUGUCCUCCCCCAAAAUACAGCUGUAUAAGGUGUCUAUGCAAGCAGCUAAUUACGACCCAUAUUUACGGUUUACCAGCCGUUUCACAACGUUAACCACAUGUUUAUUAUUGUUACAAAGACGCAGUACACCUGUGACUGGUUUUCUCCACAUACGUCAUUUUUAGAGUGACUGGCAAACAACCUGUUCCGUCGUUUAGGUAUGAGGACGUGUUGGAAAUCUAUCUUGUGAAAUAACCAAUGAACUGUUCUAUCUUUGGCAGAAGUGUUCUUGCAGGAUCCCAUCCUUCAUAGUAAGAAGUUUUCAGAUCCUUUAAGAUGAAUUUUAAAGAACAACUAGAUAUAAUCUUGCAAUACUUCAUCAAUACAACAACUUCCUAUGGCCAAGCUACCACAUUAUUGAAUAUUUUUAUAUCAGGUAUUUUCUACUUAAACCCUCAAGGCAGGAAGCAUAAGUAGCCAACCUUGUCUGCCAAUGCAAGCAUCCAGAACCUCCAUGAAGCAGCAGAGAUUAAACUUUUUGUUUGCCCUAUGGCUAAAAGUCUUAUUUGAAACAAAGGGUCUCAUUUGAGGCUUACUUGCAAAAACCUCCUCAGAUUAUCAACAGCCCACUUGUUUUUCAUUCCUUCCUGAUAAACCUCAUAGCUGGUCCAAAAUCAUUUACUGACAUAUAUUUGUGCAUCAGAUAAACAUCUAAGACCCAAACUUGUGACUAUCAUUACUCCUUGCUUUCUUUCAUCACAUAUGCACUGGAACUAUUUUCCCUCACUCUCUCUCCUCCACAUCAACAUCUAGCCACUCUUUCCUUCCAUCCUGUCGGCUUUAGCUCUGUUAUACAAAGAACAUUGUCAGACAGAGCUGGGGAGAUAAUUUUCAUGCAGUGGGACUGUUUCCAUAACAGUGUCUGUUACACUCACUGUAAAAACACAGCAGUCAUAUUAGACAUAUUUCAUGUACUUUUUACAUCACUCAGAAACUUGAUUGAAGCGAAACUGUGUUUGGAUUAGUUUUAUUAUUUAUUAUUUAUCAUUAUUUUCCAAAUUCAAAGUGAUGAUGAUAAAGUAGCCCACACUCAGUAUAUCUAUAAAUACUCCAAGUGGACAAAUUAAAAUCUGAAAAUGAUCUCCCCAGCCCUGCAAUUUAUAUGUUGUGUUAAAAUUACAACUGAACAAGGUAUUGAGGGUCAAUAAUUGGCAAUGGUAUUGUAAAUGUGUGUGUGUGUGUGUGUGUGUGUGUGUGUGUGUGUGUGUAUGUAUGUAUCGAUCUGUAUGUUUGUUCUGUGUACUUGUGAUGUGAUUAGUGCUGUUUGUGUAUUUUAAAGCUUGAAACAUGCCAUUUGAUAUUUUUACUGUAAUGUGUAAUAUGUAUGGAUGAGACUUGUAUGAGCUAACAGUUGAAAAAUACUGUACUAAAAUACUUUUGUGUAUUUUUUUUUUUUCAAAUUCAGUAAUUUAUCUGGUCAGAAAAGAACAAUGCUAGGAGUUGUUUUGUAUCAUGUCAGUUAAUAUAUGUGGACAUUUGAUCACAGAGUUUAAGCAGCACUGAGACAUGAGUCUACACUCAAAAAAAGUGAUUUGUUAUUUUACAAGAUAAAUCUGAAACUGAAACAAAAUGUUAGUUUUCAGAAGUUCAGCUUUUCACCAGAGGAAUGCAUUCUAUUUUCUACCUCCAUCAGAGUCACAUGAAUGUCAUCUCAUCUCUGUACAUGUUUUUGCCUUGUUUUUGUGAGUGAAAGAAUUACAUUUGACUUGGUGAUGUGCUUAUCAAUAGAAUUACACUACUUCUUAAGUUACUAGUAAAUCCAAGUGUUCAUUGUCGCUUGGCACGUUAGUGCUACUUGUUGUUGUAAUGAGCCAAAGUCUGUCGACUGUUGUUGGUCAACUGUUGUUGGCAUUUUCACAAGGCCAAAUGUGAGCACUUGUUUCUCUGAGAAACUAUCUCUCAACAGAGGAGGAGGUCUGCGACAACAGUUAUUCCCAACCCUGUCCCUGUCCUUUCAUUCCUUCCUAGGAGAUUGAACUAACUCACAUUUUGGGCUCAUGUGUCAGUGACAAUGCCAAAUACAGACUUGGCUUUUGGUGACUCCAGCGAGCAUAACAACUGUCGUUACAACAGCUAAGAGCAGUAACGAACCAAGUUGUAUGUGUAGGUACCAAACCUGGGCUGCCUGCCGGAUCUCUACCUGCACAUGUGCAAAAGUGGUGGUCUGUCAAAGAAGGUUACCACAAAUGUGCUGGUUCAUAAUUACUCGUGGGUUGUUGUCUGUUCUAAUCUCAGGGCGUCAAAUACUGACGCUUUCAGAAAGGCAUUAUUUGAUGCAAAAGGUACCCUUCAGCGUCCGUAUGAGAUGCCCCUUGGCGUGUCUGUAUCAGACGCCCUGUUUAGACUGGAAGCGCUAGUAGCUAGCUAGGUAGCUAGCUAUGUUAGUAUAAAAGGUGUUGACAGCUUUCCAAAACCCCUUACUCUUACCCUAACCAUCACAGGGGUGUGUGCCUAAACGGAUCCGGCAGGCAGUACGGAUUUGGCACUGACAGUAUCCACCACCUUGUGGGGUCGUUCCCCACAGAUGUUAAAAACCUGGGAUUCCCUGCCAGUCAGCCAGAAAUGAAGAAGCCUCUUGGAUAUUUGCCACAAAAUGCUCUUAGUCAACAAAUAACAUGAGAUGGGGAAAUGUGAAUCUCCACACACUGCAACUUUAACCUUUUUAACUAAACCCGUGGGACUGAGGCUGUUUGUGUUUAUUUAGUUAUCCAAGUUAUUCAUGAAGACUCAACUUGUCUGUUUGUAUUAAAGUUAAAGUGUGCGUGUGAGUGCGAGGCAUGACAUACAGCGACAGGUGCAGGCUGUCACAGCAGCUACGGUAUCAGCUGCCACAGAGGAAAUACAAUCAGCUAUACUGCCUCAAUACACACAUACAGCUUUACAGUUUGACAUGAAAACUCACUGUGUGUGUGUGUGUGUGUGUGUGUGUGUGUGUGUGUGUGUGUGUGUGCGUGUGUGUGUAUGUGUGUUUGUGUGUGUGCGUGCGUACGUGCAUGUGUGUGAAUGUGACCUGUUUCCAUGGAACACUUUAGUUAUGUUAAGGUAAAUGCACACUAUGAUGCAAGCCUUUUUGUUGUGUGUCCUGUAUGUUAGCUGUAUCUGUUACUGUCGUGGUUACUGUCUGUUUUUUCAUGUGUGUUUGUUUUUAGUAUUAAAACAUGCAAUCUGAUGGUA